GUAAUAUCUGUCAUUCCAAAAAGCAACUCAUCGUGAAAAUUUGUGAAUUUGAGGUGGCUUGUGUUUGUCAAUUUUGUUCACCUAAUUUUUAAAUAAAUUGAGCAAAAAUCUACGCGAAAAUUGGUUCACGAAACUGCUAGAAUUAUGACGCACGGAAACGAAAUGGAGGUGGACGAAAAGGUUCACAAAGGCGAGGGCUUCCGACAGUACUACAUCACCAAAAUUGAGGAACUGCAGCUCAUCGUGGCUGAGAAGAGCCAAAAUUUGCGGCGUCUGCAAGCUCAGAGAAAUGAAUUGAACGCCAAAGUCCGAAUGCUGCGAGAAGAGCUCCAGCUGCUUCAAGAGCAGGGAUCGUACGUUGGCGAGGUUGUCAAGCCCAUGGACAAGAAAAAGGUGCUUGUCAAAGUUCAUCCGGAGGGCAAGUUCGUAGUCGACCUUGACAAAAACAUUGACAUCAAUGAUGUGACGCCCAACUGCCGAGUGGCCCUUCGAAAUGAAAGCUACACCCUGCACAAAAUCCUCCCCAACAAAGUCGACCCCCUCGUCUCACUCAUGAUGGUGGAGAAAGUUCCAGACAGCACUUAUGAGAUGGUUGGAGGACUGGACAAGCAAAUAAAGGAAAUCAAGGAGGUCAUCGAGCUCCCUGUCAAGCAUCCCGAGUUGUUCGAUGCCCUUGGCAUUGCCCAGCCCAAGGGUGUACUUCUCUAUGGACCUCCUGGAACUGGCAAAACACUGUUGGCUCGUGCUGUUGCCCACCACACCGAGUGCACAUUCAUUCGUGUUUCUGGCUCGGAACUUGUCCAAAAGUUCAUUGGAGAAGGUUCCAGGAUGGUUCGAGAACUCUUCGUCAUGGCUCGAGAACAUGCUCCCUCUAUCAUCUUCAUGGAUGAAAUUGAUUCCAUCGGCUCAUCGAGAAUUGAGUCUGGUAGUGGUGGUGAUUCAGAAGUGCAGAGGACUAUGUUGGAGCUGCUGAAUCAGCUUGAUGGUUUUGAGGCCACCAAGAACAUCAAGGUCAUCAUGGCCACAAACAGAAUUGACAUCCUUGACCCUGCACUGCUCAGGCCUGGUCGCAUUGACAGGAAAAUUGAGUUCCCUCCUCCAAAUGAAGAAGCCAGAUUGGAUAUUUUGAAAAUUCACUCUAGAAAAAUGAACCUCACCCGUGGAAUUAAUCUGAGAAAAAUUGCUGAACUGAUGCCCGGUGCGUCGGGAGCAGAAGUCAAGGGUGUCUGUACCGAGGCUGGAAUGUAUGCUCUUAGGGAACGCCGUGUGCAUGUUACUCAAGAGGACUUUGAAAUGGCCGUGGCCAAGGUCAUGCAGAAGGACUCUGAGAAGAACAUGUCAAUUAAGAAGCUUUGGAAGUAAUUUAAGUUGGGUGGUCUAAAUUAGUAUUUUCUUUCCUUUAAAAUAAAAUUAAAUUUGUCGGUUCUAUCAAAAA
Molecule: messenger RNA, 1435 nt
Organism: Neocloeon triangulifer
Lineage: Eukaryota; Metazoa; Arthropoda; Insecta; Ephemeroptera; Baetidae
Gene: Rpt6
Product: 26S proteasome regulatory subunit 8
Exons: 7
Coding region: 145-1362 (405 amino acids)
Biological process (GO): proteasome-mediated ubiquitin-dependent protein catabolic process
Cellular component (GO): proteasome regulatory particle, base subcomplex
Molecular function (GO): proteasome-activating activity; ATP hydrolysis activity; ATP binding
Source: RefSeq, a predicted model, not a curated record